UAUACGUUCCAAUUCGACAAAGUCUCUGAUAACCAAGGCUGCUUCAACGAUAAGAAGAAUGUUGCGUUUACUGAUGGUACUCAUUGCUGUAAGCGUCAUUGCAGCUGCUCCCAUGAAGAGGUGUGUGUGCCUAGAAGAUAUACCUGGAUAUUGGCUACUUGGUGAAGGUGAUAUGCCUGCUGAGGAACAUACAGAUGGUGGAUCUUCGUUUCAUACAAGUGGAUCUUCGUUUCAUACAAAUUUGGGUACGUUAGAUGUAAGUGAUAGGCUAUCACAAGGACUAAAAAUUGAAUCCAGUGACUCCGAUAUUGUUAUAGAUCCUAUUUUUUCUGCACUUAACACAGCCAGUAAUUUAUAUCAAGUUUUACACGGAAUGAUGGAAGCAGAGGAAGAUGCAGCCAUCAGGCAGGCACUGGCCGACAUGCUUGCACGUGUGAGUAACUCAACUUCACCUGUUACGGAGGAUGAAAUAAAUCGUCAGAUUAGAAUAUACCAAGAUUACAUAAGCUUUCUUCAGGUAUAUUCAAUGGCUCAGUCACAUCUUAGCUUUGUGCUUGAAAGAAAGCAAGACCUAGAAGACUACAACACCAAUGAUGAUCCAGCCAUUGAAGAUGAACUGGCACGGAUUGAGUCAGAAAUUGAGCAAUACCGCCAAGCUGUGACCAGGCUAAAGAAACAAUCAUCAACGCUUUUCCAUCGAAGAAGUGAACAUGAUAACAGUUAUGUAUCAUUUUUGACGAUAAAUAUUAAAUGGAAAUCUCAUAUACUAUAUAUUUAAGCUUCCUUCGUCUUUGGUUAUGUCAAAUUAUAAUGUCAAUUUCGACAAGCUUCAAUAUUAUGUAAAGUUGCAAAAGAAGAUUGAGCAUGUAAUUUUAAAUGUAAUACUUGAAGAAUUUGAUUUCCGGGCUGCUAAUAAAGGGUGAUAAUAUGCAUA
Messenger RNA from Saccoglossus kowalevskii, 934 nucleotides. RefSeq lists its product as uncharacterized. NCBI's taxonomy places the organism in Eukaryota, Metazoa, Hemichordata, Enteropneusta, Harrimaniidae. The record is from RefSeq and is a predicted model, not a curated record.